AGAGGACGUAGUUUAGUGGGCGGAUCUGAGGCAGCCAGUGGCAGGCUAGGAUAUCUCCGUCCGUGGCGUUAGCCAGACAGGCUAGCAAUGACGGAUAGGAUUACUACUGCCGGGGUCUGGAUUGUGAGCCGCCAGACAUGAUUUUAUGGAGCCCACCAUACAAGGCCUGAGCUGAUUUGUCAGCCUUGUGCAGGUUUGAUUUUUUGUCCCCCGAGUGUCCUCUGGAUAUCAGCUGACCAUGGUGGUCUGAAGAGAGGGAAGCCCGGCACAGUGUGUGUUCACUCUAACACAGCAAGAAGGCUCGACGAAGAGAGGAGCAGAGACGGACCGCAGCGAAGAGAAAUAGCUUAUUUAAACACAAAAUGUCUCAAAACGGAGAACUGGUGGCUUCCUACAUUAACUAUAAACUCUCCCAGAGAAACUAUCCUCUCAAUCACAUGGAGCUCUUGGAGCAUCCGAACAGGACUGAUGGGGAGGAGGCAGGGUUGGGUGAGGAGCAGAGGGUAGCAACGCACGCCAACGGGACUGUAAAUGGCACAAGUCCCGGGACCCCGCCGGCAUCCCCGCUGAGGCAGCAACGGUUGCCCUCAACGACGGACCUGGACGCGGUGAAAGAGGCCCUCCGGGACUCGGCCAACGAGUUUGAGCUGCGGUACGCCCUCGCCUUCAGCGAUCUGCACAACCAGCUGCACAUCACGCCGGCCACAGCUUACCAAAGCUUCGAGAAUGUGAUGGACGAGGUGUUCCGGGACGGGGUCAACUGGGGACGCAUCGUAGGGCUUUUUGCUUUCGGCGGGGCGCUGUGCGUGGAGUGCGUGGAGAAGGAGAUGAGUCCGCUGGUGGGCAGGAUCAUCGAGUGGAUGACCGUCUACCUGGACAACCACAUCCAGCCCUGGAUCCAGAGCCAAGGAGGAUGGGAGCGCUUUGCGGAGAUGUUCGGGCAGGACGCGGCGGCAGAGAGCCGGCGCUCCCAGGAGAGCUUCAAGAAGUGGCUGCUGGCGGGGAUGACCCUGGUGACCGGGGUGGUGGUGGGCUCGCUCCUCGCCCAGAAGCGCCAGUGAAGACCCCCUCCCCCUACAAGAAGAUAAAAUGAAGGUCCCAUUUGUCUCGUCAGAACUGCUGAUGAUGUUUACUCCCCCCUUCCUCCCUCCACACACACCUGAGGACUCCUCCUGUGUUGAACUUUGGAGUAAAAGCCAGAGGAGAGGAAGAGUUCUAGUAUUCUUGUGCGGUUAUAAAGAGUUGUUCCUUCUUCUCCUCUC
Trematomus bernacchii (emerald rockcod) is the source of this 1262-nucleotide messenger RNA. It is a transcript of the gene bcl2l1, whose product is annotated as BCL2 like 1. The record is from RefSeq and is a predicted model, not a curated record. The transcript has 3 exons. The coding region runs from base 363 to 1061 and encodes 232 amino acids. NCBI's taxonomy places the organism in Eukaryota, Metazoa, Chordata, Actinopteri, Perciformes, Nototheniidae. Gene Ontology annotation, biological process: negative regulation of intrinsic apoptotic signaling pathway; intrinsic apoptotic signaling pathway in response to DNA damage; extrinsic apoptotic signaling pathway in absence of ligand. Gene Ontology annotation, cellular component: mitochondrial outer membrane. Gene Ontology annotation, molecular function: protein homodimerization activity; protein heterodimerization activity.